Messenger RNA from Colletotrichum destructivum, 1212 nucleotides. Its product is annotated as Putative peptidase M48. The record is from RefSeq and is a predicted model, not a curated record. Bases 1 to 1212 code for a protein of 403 amino acids. NCBI's taxonomy places the organism in Eukaryota, Fungi, Ascomycota, Sordariomycetes, Glomerellales, Glomerellaceae. Gene Ontology annotation, cellular component: mitochondrial inner membrane. The transcript is spliced from 2 exons. Gene Ontology annotation, biological process: mitochondrial protein processing; protein quality control for misfolded or incompletely synthesized proteins. Gene Ontology annotation, molecular function: metalloendopeptidase activity.
AUGUUCCCCUUCGGCGCCCUCUUGCGGCCGCCCGCCUUCCUUGCCACAUACCGCCCGUCGCCGUCUCGCCCACUGGCCGGCGUCUCCCCGUCCGGUCUCCUCCUGCGAUCGCGUAAUCGAAUACCUCCCCUCCCGACAAUACGAAGCCCUCGCGCCGCGCACCCCCACCGAUUCUUCUCCCAAACCCCUCGCCGGCCCGUUCUCCGGCCGCCCACGCCGGGCGGCUACGACCCACGCAACCCGGCGCACCGCGAAGUCCUCCACGAAUACCACCUGCGCACGGCGCGGCCGCUCGUCACCAGGUCGAGCUUCGUGCGGCUCGCCAAGUCGCGCGGCACCCACGCCGUCCUCUUGGCCGCCGUCCUCGCGGCCGUGGGCUUCUACUAUGCCAACCUGCAGACGGUGCCCGUCUCGGGUCGCACGCGCUUCAACUGCUACACCGAGGCUGGGGUCAACCGCAUCUCGGACGAGCAGGUCAAGCGCGUCAUCCACGAGGUCGAGUCGCAGGGCGGGCGAUUCUUGCCCUCGUGGGACCCGCGCUCGCAGAUGGUCGCGCGCGUCAUGCGGCGGCUGAUUCCCGUGUCCGGGCUCGACGGGCAGGAGUGGGAGGUCCGCGUCAUCGACGAUCCGCACACACUCAACGCCUUCGUGCUGCCCGGCGGCAAGGUUUUCGUGCAUAGCGGCAUCCUGCGCGUGACGCGUAACGAAGACGGGCUGGCGGCCGUUCUAGGCCACGAGAUCGCACACAACCUCGCGCAGCACGUCGGUGAGCGCAUGAGCUCGUCAAUCCUGUCCAACAUCCUGCUGGGCGGCCUCGUGAUGAUGUCGGGCAUGUUCCCGCCGGCCAUCAUACUGGUGCAGUACCUGGGGUCCGGGCUGAUGGACAUCGUCUUCAACAGGCCCAUGGGCCGGCUACAAGAGAGCGAGGCCGACUACAUCGGGUUGAUGCUCAUGGCGGAGGCAUGCUACGACCCACGCGAGGCCGUGGCGUUCUGGCGGCGGAUGGACAUGGCGGCCAAGAGGGGCCACGCGGAGGAGGUGCCCGAGUUGCUCAGCACGCACCCUUCGACCGAACAUCGAAUCGAAAAGCACAAGGAGUGGAUGCCCAAGGCCAUCGAGAAGUGGGAGGCCAGCGACUGCAAGGGGACGGCCGGCUUCGCCAACAUGUUCCGGCGGGCGUUGGACCGGGGAAGCAUCAUUGUACAGUUCUAG